AUGGCGGAGGCUGCUCAGUCUACGCCCACCUUCAAGCUCGUCUUGGUCGGUGAUGGCGGUACUGGCAAGACCACUUUCGUCAAGCGCCACCUGACUGGCGAGUUCGAGAAGAAAUACAUUGCCACCCUCGGUGUCGAGGUCCACCCUCUCGGUUUCACCACCAACCUUGGUCAGAUCCAAUUCGAUGUCUGGGAUACCGCCGGCCAGGAGAAGUUCGGCGGCCUAAGAGAUGGUUACUACAUCAACGGCCAGUGUGGUAUCAUCAUGUUCGAUGUUACUUCCCGCAUCACCUACAAGAACGUCCCCAACUGGCAUCGUGAUCUCGUCCGUGUCUGCGAAAACAUCCCCAUCAUUCUCUGUGGCAACAAGGUCGACGUCAAGGAGCGGAAAGUCAAGGCCAAGACCAUCACCUUCCACCGCAAGAAGAACUUGCAAUACUACGACAUUUCUGCCAAGUCCAACUAUAACUUCGAGAAGCCCUUCCUCUGGCUAGCACGCAAGCUGGUCGGCAACGCCAACCUCGAGUUCGUCGCUGCGCCCGCUCUUGCUCCUCCUGAGGCUCAGGUCAACCCCGAGCUCAUGGAGCAGUACAACAAGGAGAUGACCGAAGCGGCGGCCAUGCCCUUGCCAGAUGAGGAUGAUGCCGACCUGUAA
Messenger RNA from Cyphellophora europaea CBS 101466, 654 nucleotides. Its product is annotated as GTP-binding nuclear protein GSP1/Ran. The coding region runs from base 1 to 654 and encodes 217 amino acids. Gene Ontology annotation, biological process: protein import into nucleus; ribosomal subunit export from nucleus. Gene Ontology annotation, molecular function: GTP binding; GTPase activity. The transcript is spliced from 4 exons. Lineage: Eukaryota; Fungi; Ascomycota; Eurotiomycetes; Chaetothyriales; Cyphellophoraceae. Gene Ontology annotation, cellular component: nucleus; cytoplasm. The record is from RefSeq and is a predicted model, not a curated record.